Molecule: messenger RNA, 6899 nt
Organism: Heteronotia binoei (common prickly gecko)
Lineage: Eukaryota; Metazoa; Chordata; Lepidosauria; Squamata; Gekkonidae
Gene: RPS6KB1
Product: ribosomal protein S6 kinase B1
Exons: 15
Coding region: 170-1678 (502 amino acids)
Biological process (GO): cellular response to insulin stimulus; protein phosphorylation; signal transduction
Molecular function (GO): protein serine/threonine kinase activity; ATP binding
Source: RefSeq, a predicted model, not a curated record
GAGGGGAGGGCCUGGCAGGCCAUCAUGGCGGCGCUCGCGGUUAGCGCGGAGGGCCCAUGAGGAGGCGGCCCUCGCCGGCUCGGCGCUUUGGGUGGUAGCCAAGGCAGGCAGGGCAGGGAAGACGGCGGCGGCGCCUCCGCGCCGGUCCUCCCCGCUUCCCCCCCGGGCCAUGGCGGGCGUCUUCGACAUCGACCUGGACCAGCCUGAGGAGGUGGCCUCGGAUGAGGAGCUGGAGGAAGGGGGUCACUUAAGUGAAAGCAUGGACCAUGGAGGAGUUGGCCCAUAUGACCUCAGCAUGGAGCAUUGUGAAAAAUUUGAGAUUUCAGAAACUAGCGUGAACAGAGGCCCAGAAAAAAUACGGCCAGAGUGCUUUGAGUUGCUGCGUGUUCUUGGCAAAGGUGGCUAUGGAAAGGUGUUUCAAGUUCGAAAAGUAACAGGAGCAAAUACUGGUAAGAUAUUUGCCAUGAAGGUGCUUAAAAAGGCAAUGAUCGUACGGAACGCAAAAGACACAGCUCACACGAAAGCAGAGCGGAACAUCUUGGAGGAAGUCAAGCAUCCGUUCAUCGUUGAUUUGAUUUACGCCUUUCAGACUGGUGGAAAACUCUACCUCAUCCUUGAGUAUCUCAGCGGAGGAGAACUGUUCAUGCAGUUAGAGAGAGAAGGGAUAUUUAUGGAGGACACAGCUUGCUUUUACUUGGCUGAAAUCUCAAUGGCUUUGGGGCACUUGCAUCAGAAGGGGAUCAUCUAUCGAGAUUUAAAGCCAGAAAACAUCAUGCUUAAUCAUCAAGGUCACGUUAAGCUCACUGAUUUUGGACUGUGUAAAGAGUCCAUUCACGAUGGAACUGUCACACAUACGUUCUGUGGAACAAUAGAAUACAUGGCCCCUGAAAUUUUGAUGAGGAGCGGGCACAACCGUGCUGUGGACUGGUGGAGUUUGGGGGCGUUAAUGUAUGACAUGCUGACUGGAGCACCCCCGUUCACUGGGGAGAACCGAAAGAAAACGAUUGACAAAAUUCUCAAGUGUAAACUCAACUUGCCUCCCUACCUCACGCAAGAAGCCAGAGAUCUGCUUAAAAAGCUGCUAAAGAGAAAUGCUGCCUCACGCCUAGGAGCUGGUCCUGGAGAUUCUGGAGAAGUUCAGGCUCAUCCAUUCUUCAGACACAUCAACUGGGAAGAGCUGCUGGCUCGGAAGGUGGAACCCCCAUUUAAACCAUUAUUGCAAUCAGAAGAGGACGUGAGCCAAUUUGAUGCAAAGUUCACUCGUCAGACUCCCGUCGACAGCCCUGAUGACUCGACUCUCAGCGAAAGUGCCAACCAGGUCUUCCUGGGCUUUACAUACGUGGCUCCCUCCGUACUUGAAAGCGUAAAAGAAAAGUUUUCCUUUGAACCAAAAAUCCGAUCGCCCCGCAGAUUCAUCGGCAGCCCACGGACACCAGUCAGCCCCGUCAAGUUCUCUCCCGGGGACUUCUGGGGACGAGGUCCUUCUGCCGGCGUGACAAACCCUCAGACGCCUGUGGAGUAUCCGAUGGAGACAGGUGGGAUUGAACAGAUGGACGUGACGGUAUGCGGCGAGGCCUCAGCUCCACUUCCCAUCCGGCAACCCAACACCGGGCCGUACAAAAAACAAGCCUUCCCCAUGAUUUCCAAACGACCAGAGCACUUGCGCAUGAAUCUAUGACACAACCGAUGGCAAAUCAUUUCCAAAACCUGCUUUGGGCGGUGCAAGGAAGAGAUGGCAGACUGCCAACAGCCCCCUUCCCAUCCGGGGGAAACAGGAGGGCUUCUUUCUCAGAUAGUGGCAGUGUCGCGGUGGGUCAUUGCGCAAAGUAGACUGGGAAAGAGAAGCAAAAUCCCAUGGAUCUUUUUCCCCUCUUUUUUUUUCCUUCUCUGAAUCAAUGGUGCAUAAAACGAAAGGACCUGGAGCAAAAUGGUGUAAAGCUGUAGGUGCAGCGGUUUAAGAGUUUUGCAGUGUGACGUCCUUUGCAGUUGAUCAAGGGUGUGAUAGCUUGCAGUUGACAGUGUUAAGGGUAGAACGUUGCUGUGGCGUCGUUCUGUGAAAGGGGUAACCCGUUUUGCUGGGCAAGCGUGCACAAUUCCUCCUCUGGUACUGGCCUCUGAAGGAUUAAUUCGCACGGAGGCUUAUUUGGAUGGCUUCCUACGGUGGUGUGGAAUGGAAGAUCCAAGAUAAACUCCACCAUAGGUGUUCCACAUGCAAAAAAAAAAAAUCUAAACAAAUGUUUUUUUAUAUAAAUAUAUAUUUUUCAAAUAGAUUUUUUUUUCUUUUUCUCACAUUGGCUCAUUAUGGAAAAUAUCCCAAACUUGGAAAAUGCAGAAUUAUUGGUUCGAUGCACAAAAUAGAAAAGCGGACUUAAAUUUGUUUUGCUACUGAAACGAUGGAAGUGGUGAAAAAAGAAAACAAAAAACGCUGUUAAUUAUGUUGUUGGGAUUGGUGGGGGGGAGCUUGGGUGGGGGUGGAACAUACCCUGCCUACCCUCUCUUGCUACAAGAAACAGAUCAGGUCAUCUAUGCUAAAACCUAAGCCAACCUGGAAGCUGUGUGCUCCAGUCUCAUGCCUCUAGUGUCCACUUGAGGUUCCACAUAAACAGGGCCCCCCCUCUGCUGGCACAGAGUUCUGUGGGUGCAUCAAGAGUCCCACGGAGUUUUUGAUCGCUGCCACGAGCUUAUAUUGUGCCGUCAUGCAUUUCAUCAACCUAAGCGGAAACUUUGCCGUCAAAACCUCUUUUGCGUUACGCUGGUUUAAAACCUCAAGGUUCCAGAGUAUACUCAGAUUUCUUGAGCCACCGAAAAAGAUGUAAACAGAGUUGGAAAAGGGGUGUGGUUUCACGUGUGCAAGCAUGAACAUUCAUCAGCGUGUUACUGAUUUAGAAAGAAACAAUUGCGCUGGCCGCACGAGUCAGAUGGAGAGAUGGUUCGUUUUAACACGUCUCUGCUCCAUUACGCAUCUCCACGAUCGCUUACAAUAACUGUUUUCCAGUGGUGGGGCUGUCCAUCUGCUGAUUGUAUUUAAAAAAAAAAAAAAAGUAUUAAGAUGGCCUUCAACGAAUGUCUUCCAGAGAACUUUUUUUUUGCAACUUUUAAUUUUAGGAAACGUUCAAUAGAUUUACUAUUUUAUGUUUCUGCGAUUGUUGUUGGAGAAACGAAGCAAAACGGGGAAAAAAAAAUAUGUACACGUGACUUUACAGGUACAAAGAAUUAAAUAAAGGUAUCUUUACCUUAACUUAAAAAAAUACUUCCUGCCUUAAAGAAUUUCCGUGGACGUAGCUGGUGAAAAGAGUCGUCGGUGAUCGGCAGAGCUUUACGCUAGGGCGGAGUGAGUGUGCGUGGGCCUUUGAGUCAUGGUGCGGCUGCAUAAAAGCCCCUGGUGCUGCCUUGUCUGCUUGUUAGGUCCUUCUGUCUGUGCUUGUUCUGUUAUUCUUUCUCUUCCUCCUGAGCCAUAGGAUCCAAGCCAUAACCCUCAAAAAAACAGUCCAGUCAAAGGCUUCACUUUCCACAAAGUAGCACGGAAGGAAAUAGCAUGGAUGCGAAACCUCGUCGUAUCACCUAGGAGCAUCAUCCUUUUUUUUGUUCUUCCGAGCAGCAAAGUUUUAAGGGGGGGGGCGAUCUGGUAACAGCAAGGCACAUUGAGAGCAGCAGUCAGGGGACUGAAUUGGGAUCUGAACCCUGCUAGGUUGCGUGGGGGGGGGGGCGGUCUCAGCCCCAAAUAAAGCAGCCUUGCCACAUGGGAAGUGCUUUCCCUCAUGCCCCCUCCCGCAGUGCUUGUACGUCUGAAUCGUGCGGGAGAAGCAAAUGGUGCUGGUGCUAUGCUCACCAGGGCAGCUUCUGCAAUGGCUUAGGUGGCUUCUGCCGCUAGAAAUGUCAGAUUUGGACAUGCAGGUGAUAUUGGAACUGUCCGGGAUGUUGCCAUGGGGCAAUUCCAUACCUCUCAGGAAGGCCUACAUUGAUCCUAAGGCCUAACUCAGACAGGCAGUAGCUGCUUUUGCGUGGUGUGUGUUGGCGGUGGGGGGGGGACAUAACGUGCUGUGGGAGCUCCUCGUGGGCCCCCAUGCACACAAACCCAUUGGGUGCAACUCCUCCCUGGGGAGGAAAAAUCAGCUGAAUUGUAGGCCAUCCUAAGGAGUGCUUGCGCUCUGCCUGACGUUCUCAGGGAAGGGGGACACAGACCGUCGCUGCCCUUAUCUGACCCACGCUUUGCUUGCGACUGGAUAGCGUGCGGUUGAAUGCGUGGCUGUUUCUGGAGAGCGUUGAGGCUGGCUGGCUUUUUCCCUCUUAGCCCUUCAGAAUUAGGGCUGCCUAAAAGUGCUUUGACUCUAUAGAUGUCAGACACAGCACAGAUUCCUGCCCGCCCCACCCCCCCCCCCCAUUUCUGCAGUCCGAAUGGUCUGAAAUAGAAGCAGUUGCAGUGACAGCUGGCACUUCUGUAAAAGUGAGAUUCCCUGACUACCCCGUUAAGGAGCUCCGCUACUGAAGUCUCAGCGAGUCUCGGGUUGUAGAGCAGCAAUACCCUGUAUGGGGUUCCCCUCCCCCAUAAAAAGGGAUAUGAUCGCCCAUGAUCUUACCAUUCUGUUCUGGCAGGAUAAGGACUUUUCCAGUGGGCCUGGUGAUAAUAUAAUUGGCAGGAAAUGUGGCUAGGUGUGGUAGUUGGCAUUUACUGUUGUUUCCAGCUUGACCAUUUUACUCUGUGUUUCAUGUUAUAGUUUCAUCCUCUUAACUGUGAAUCCUUUUUUUUUUUUUUUUUUUUGGAAACGCGACUCGGGACAGCAAGCACACACUAUGCAAUAUGGGUUAUCCUGUAUUUAUUUGUAUAAAAGAAGAAUAUCCAAAACCUUGAUUUUUGUGUAUAUAACUAUUAGCGACACUAUACAGUAGUUACCGAACUUCAAAGGGAGUGGAAUCUCUUUCUCUGGCACAGCUGUAUCAAUCAGAAUGCUAGCCUAUGGAAUGCAGUGGAUAUCGAAGAAACUUACAAGUGCUUUCUUUUAAAGGAAAAUUGUCUUAAAAUUUUUCUUGGGGUAUAGCGAUUUAAGAUUUAUUUUGUACAAGCUGUGCUUUUUUAAUUAUAAUCUUGGGAUUUUUGCUAUAAUUUGAUUUUUUAUAGAUUUUUGUACUGUUAUAUUAUUAAAAAAAAAUAACUGGGAGUAAUACUUGGUAAGGCUAACCACAUAUUAAGUAUUAAAACUUGAUUAACUUGAAUCCUGUUUUAUUUCAGCCAGAUUCACGAUGUUGAAAGUAGUGGUAGUUCUGCAGUUCAUUUUGAAGAGUACAGAAGUACGUUAAGUCAUCUGGGCUAGGAUCUCUCCCACCCAUGAUAUAAUUUGGGGUUAGGGUGGGGGGGCAUUUAAGCGCUCUCUGUAGAACAAGUGAUGCUCUCGAUUUCAGUUAACUUAGUAAACUGGGAAAUGGUGGGAAAAAUCCUCUCCAGGCUCGGUAUGCCUAACUGAAGCCUGUUUCACACAUGCAAAGCAAGGCGGUAGAAACAGACUUUCGGUUUUGGAUUUCAGCUUUGAAUGAUGCCUCGCCUACAGAAAUGGAAACCUAGCACACAGCAGGGAGAAUUGUUCUGCCCUCCUGUCUGCUGGUGUUGCAGGAAGCUGGGAGCAGAGGUAGUUCGAAGAUGCUCAGUCUGUUCUACCGCCUCGCUUCCCUGCAUGUCUGAGCUAGGCUUGAUAUAGUAGACUUCAUCAGGGUGUUGGUACUUGCUACAAACUCCAUUUUUAAAAUAAGUUUGCGGUGAAAUAGCGUCAGGUGGGCUAGACCAGGCCGGUGGAGCCAUUCAUCACCCACUUGCUACUCCUUCCACUGUCCUAAUGGUCAUACAUCUUUAUGAAAUGGGGGAUGACCCAAGUUGCAAAGAAAUACAGCUGGCACUGGGGGUGGGGGAGUGGAAAGAUAGCAGAGACAGCAGCUGAAGAUCUAGGGGCAGGGGGACUCAUCUUGUGAAGAUGAGGGGUUGUAUUUUGUAGUGGGCUGGCUUCAUAAACUCCUGUGUGCAUCCUGAAGCAAGUUUGUGCAUCUCAUUAUUGUGAGUUUAUAAUUAUAUUGGCUUUUAUCUUUCGGGAGCUGCUUUGGGGUAUGUUUAUCAUGGUACAGUGGUGUAACAUGAUCUAGAUUCUCUCCCUCACCUUUGAGGUGCUGUGGGUACUACAAAUUAUCAGGGGGUGGGGUGGAGUGGGAAGAACAGCCCGGACUAUUCUCCAGGGUUAUAAGAUGGGUGGAUUCCGUUUUGCCUAGAGGUCCUAACAGUCUAGUGACUUUUCUGGCUGAGGCCAUCAGGGAAGGAAACUGCUCUAAAUUUGAGCCACCGAUUGUCAUUGUGACCUUCUCCCCUUUGCAACAAAGUGAACAUAAACCUCCCAAAUGUCCCUUCGCUCAAGGGGAAACCUUUCUUUCGAAGCCCCAUUGAAAAGAAAUUGGAGAUUGGGCUUUAGCGGUGCUGAUGAGCGAUCAUCUGUGAACUUGUAUUAAAACCAGCAUAUGCACCUUAUUUAGGGGUGAGCAGGGAAAAAAGAGGGUUUGGGUUUCAUCUCAAGCCUAUACAUUAUUGCGAACAAUGCAAGUAUCUUUGGGAAAAUAACGUUUCUGCAUUAGUGUCUGAUCAUUUGGGGAAGGGGGGAAAGGAGGGAGCCCGAAACGGGGGUGUGAGUGCAUGGGUGGUUCUCAUCUGUACCUUUAAAAAAAAAUAAAAGAAGUGUUCUUUCUGCCAGACCCGAGCUGGUUUUUGUAACCAUCUGUAAGAAUCGCUCUACAGCUGCCUUACUCGGAAUGGUAUUGAGGGUAAAUACCCUUUUCUGCAUUUCAUUCUGUACUAUUUACUGUAAUGAAAUAUACUUGAUUUCAGAACAAAUGGAUGUAAAUAGCAAUUAAAUGCAACUUUGAACAAA